AUGGCUGAAGUUUCUGCUGAACCAAAUCUACACUCUUUAAUCACUUCUACGACUCAUAAAUGGAUUUUUGUUGGUGGUAAAGGUGGUGUUGGUAAGACCACAUCAUCCUGUUCGAUUGCAAUCCAGAUGGCGAUCAAUCAACCUGAGAAACAGUUCUUAUUGAUUUCGACUGAUCCAGCGCAUAAUUUGAGUGAUGCGUUUAACGAGAAGUUUGGUAAAGAUGCUCGGAAGGUGACUGGUAUGAAUAAUUUAUCAUGUAUGGAGAUUGACCCUUCGGCCGCAUUGAAGGAUGUCAAUGAUAUGGCUGUUGCGAGCGAUGUUGGUGACGACGGUUUAUCGGAGCUAUUCCAGGGGGGCGCAUUGGCAGAUUUGACUAGUUCCAUACCAGGUAUAGAUGAAGCCCUAUCAUUUAUGGAAGUUAUGAAGCACAUAAAGAGACAGGAGGAGGGUGAAAGCGAAAGAUACGAUGUAGUGAUCUUUGAUACUGCCCCCACUGGUCAUACAUUAAGGUUUUUGCAGUUGCCAAAUACUUUGUCUAAGUUGUUGGAUAAGUUUAGUACUUUGACUAGCAGAUUGGGGCCUAUGAUAAAUUCGCUAGCUGGGAACAGCAAAGUUGACGUGGUUUCGAAAAUGAAUGAAUUAAAGGCUAAUGUUGAAAAAAUAAAGCAACAGUUCACGGAUCCAGAUUUGACGACCUUUGUAUGCGUCUGCAUCAGUGAAUUUUUGUCGUUGUAUGAGACGGAAAGAUUAAUCCAAGAGUUGAUAUCUUACGAUAUGGACGUUAACUCCAUCAUUGUGAACCAGUUGUUGUUUGCGGAGAACGACAAAGAACACAACUGCACGAGAUGUCAGUCAAGAUGGAAAAUGCAAAAGAAGUACUUGGCCCAGAUUGAUGAACUAUACGAAGAUUUCCAUCUCGUUAAGAUGCCAUUAUGUGCUGGUGAGAUCAGAGGGUUGGAAAAUUUGAAGAGAUUUUCUCACUUUUUGAACAAGGAAUACAACCCAGAAACCGAUAACGAAGUUAUUUAUCAAUUGGAACAAAAUACUUAG
Eremothecium cymbalariae DBVPG#7215 is the source of this 1050-nucleotide messenger RNA. RefSeq names its product guanine nucleotide exchange factor GET3 (gene GET3). Gene Ontology annotation, biological process: post-translational protein targeting to endoplasmic reticulum membrane. Bases 1 to 1050 code for a protein of 349 amino acids. Gene Ontology annotation, cellular component: GET complex. The transcript has a single exon. Lineage: Eukaryota; Fungi; Ascomycota; Saccharomycetes; Saccharomycetales; Saccharomycetaceae. The record is from RefSeq and is a predicted model, not a curated record. Gene Ontology annotation, molecular function: ATP hydrolysis activity; ATP binding.